GAAGCCCAUCGGGUCAACAAAAGACGGGAGAAGAAUGGGCCGGCAGUCUCCAACCCGAGCUCGUCUCCGACCCGCCCGGCUCUUCGCUAUACUUAUAUCGCUCAACAUGUUCAUGGCGAGUUGUGUCUCCGUCACCCGCUCUCUCCCCCUUCGCUCCUCCUCCAUCCGCUUCUCUCUUGCCCCCAAAUCCCAUCGCCCCAAAUCUUUCCCCUGUCCUCUCUGGUCCUCCUCCUUCUCCCUUUGCCUCCAUCGCCUCCCUAAAUCCACCACUUCCGCCGCCGCCUUCUUCUGCUCCGCCCCCCUCUCCCCCAUGGCGGCCGACGACGGUCUCGAUUCCAACCCCCUCCUGCAAGACUUCGUCUUCCCCCCCUUCGAUGCCGUCGAGGCGAAGCACGUCCGGCCGGGGAUCCGCGAGCUGUUGAGGAGACUCGAGAGCGAUUUGGUGGAGCUGGAGAGGACGGUGGAGCCGACGUGGCCGAAGCUGGUGGAGCCGCUGGAGAGGAUCGUUGAUCGGUUGCAGGUGGUCUGGGGGAUCGUGAACCAUCUCAAGGCUGUUAAGGAUUCGUCUGAGCUACGUUCCGCCGUCGAAGAAGUCCAGCCUGAAAAGGUCAAAUUCCAUCUAAGGUUGGGACAGAGUAAACCCAUUUAUGAGGCGUUCAAGGCUAUUCAGAAUUCUUCAUCAUGGGAAACCCUUGCCGAUGCCCGUAAGCGCAUAGUAGAAUUACAAAUUAAGGAAGCUGUUCUUAAUGGUGUUGCUCUCAAGGAUGAACAAAGAGAGAAGUUUAAUGAAGUCGAACAAGAACUUGAGAAAUUAUCGCAAAAAUUUAGCGAAAAUGUCUUGGAUGCCACCAAAAAAUUUGAAAAAUUGAUUACGGAUAAGAAGGAAAUUGAAGGGUUGCCUGCUACAGCGCUUGCUCUGGCAGCACAAACUGCAGCAUCAAAGGGCCAUGAAAAUGCUUCUGCUGAAAAUGGGCCUUGGAUGAUAACAUUAGACGUCCCAAGCUUUCAACCUGUUAUGCUACAUGCAAAGAACCGAUCUUUGCGGGAAGAAGUUUAUCGUGCUUUUGUUACUCGAGCCUCUAGCGGGGAUCUUGAUAACACUCCAAUUAUUGGUCAAAUUCUGAAGUUGAGGUUGGAGAAGGCAAAGCUUCUUGGCUAUAGUAACUAUGCUGAGGUAAGCAUGGCAAUGAAAAUGGCUACCAUUGAUCGGGCAGAAGAGCUUCUUGAAAAGCUACGUAGUGCUUCCUGGAAUCAUGCCAUUCAAGAUAUGGAAGAUAUUAAGACACUUGCUAGAGGCAAGGAUGCUGCAGAAGCUGAUGAACUGAAUCAUUGGGAUAUUAACUUCUGGAGUGAAAGGCUUCGAGAGUCUAAGUAUGAUAUCAAUGAGGAGGAGUUGCGCCCAUAUUUCUCACUGCCGAAGGUUAUGGAUGGCCUUUUUAAUCUUGCCAAUAAACUUUUUGACAUCAGCAUAGAACCAGCUGAUGGAUUGGCUCCGGUGUGGAAUAAUGAUGUCAGAUUUUACUGUGUAAAAGAUUCUUCAAACAAUCCAAUUGCCUACUUCUAUUUGGAUCCUUAUUCUAGGCCUUCUGAAAAGCGUGGUGGAGCUUGGAUGGAUGAGGUAGUGGCUCGUAGUCAUGUACUUGCACAUGAUGGGGCUCCUGUUAGGUUGCCUGUUGCCCACAUGGUGUGCAAUCAAACACCGCCAGUAGGUGACAAACCCAGCUUAAUGACAUUCCGUGAGGUUGAGACUGUGUUCCAUGAAUUUGGUCAUGCACUUCAGCAUAUGCUUACCAAACAAGAUGAAGGCCUAGUUGCUGGGAUUCGGGGUAUAGAAUGGGAUGCUGUUGAGUUACCUUCUCAGUUCAUGGAAAACUGGUGCUACCAGAGGGAUACUCUAAUGAGCAUUGCAAAACAUUAUGAAACUGGUGAAACCCUUCCAGAAGAAGUUUAUUUGAAGCUUCUUGCUGCAAAAACAUUCCGUGCUGGCUCUCUGAGUCUUCGUCAGAUAAGAUUUGCUAGCAUAGAUUUGGAACUGCAUACAAAGUAUAAUCCAGAUGGGCCUGAAUCUGUAUAUGAUAUUGAUAAAAGAGUUGCACAAAGAACACAAGUUAUCCCUUCUCUGCCAGAAGACAGAUUUCUUUGCAGUUUCAACCAUAUAUUUGCAGGUGGAUAUGCAGCUGGAUACUAUAGUUACAAGUGGGCAGAGGUGUUGUCAGCAGAUGCUUUCUCUGCAUUUGAGGAUGCUGGGUUGGACAGUGAUAUGGCUAUCAGGGAAACUGGUCACAGAUUUCGCCAAACCAUUCUUGCACUUGGAGGUGGAAAAUCGCCACUAGAGGUUUUUGUUGAAUUCCGAGGGCGCGAACCUUCACCAGAACCGUUGCUUAGACACAAUGGCUUACUACCGAUCACUGCCUCUGCUUAAUGAAUUCUUAGAUAAAACAUGCAUAUUUCAAACUACGUUAACAAUGAAGAUGAUGCAUGUCCUGUCAAAGCUAAAAACAGCCAUUCUUGGAAAAGGGGUGCUGUUUUUGGUACAAACUUUUGCCUGUCGAAAAAAGUUGGGAUCAAAAUAUAAUAUUCAUUGCAACUAAAAUAGCUAUUGCUCUA
Molecule: messenger RNA, 2607 nt
Organism: Elaeis guineensis (African oil palm)
Lineage: Eukaryota; Viridiplantae; Streptophyta; Magnoliopsida; Arecales; Arecaceae
Product: probable cytosolic oligopeptidase A
Biological process (GO): proteolysis; peptide metabolic process
Molecular function (GO): metalloendopeptidase activity
Source: RefSeq, a predicted model, not a curated record